AUGAAGCUCUUCAUUCUCCUAUCGUCCAUUUUCGUAGCAUCAAUUUCACUCUAUUUCACUACCCCACUACAGCAACUAUUUAGCAGCUUCAUAGACUUCAAAACAACACCUACGACCCCAGCAGUCACAACCAUAGGUCAAUCAACAGAAAUAUCUUCAGGUCAAUCGAUGAGCACUGUAAAUACCAUCAAAAACACCAUGUCUAAAGCACUCGCACACGCAAAGAUCGUCCCUCGUCGCUCUGGCGACAGGGGUCACGCUGAUCACGGAUGGCUGAACACGUACCAUACAUUCAGCUUCGCCAACUACUAUGACCCCAAAUUCCAGAACUUUGGCAGUUUGCGAGUCCUGAAUGAAGACCGCGUAGAUGCCCACAAUGGCUUCCCAACACAUCCUCACCGCGAUGCCGAGAUCUUCUCCUACAUCCUGAACGGCGAAUUGACGCACCGCGAUAGCAUGAUCAAGAAGGGGUUAGAGGGACAACAAGGCGACGAUUUUUUCCGUAUGAAGAGGGGUGAUGUACAAUUUACAACUGGUGGAACUGGAAUCGCACACUCCGAACAAAACGAAGCCGACAAAGAAGUCCAUUUCCUCCAAAUAUGGGCUCUUCCUUGGAGCAGAGGUCUCACCCCGCGCUACCAUACACGAACAUUUCCCGAAAACGCCAAACGUUCUGGCUUUCUCCCCAUCCUCUCACCUUUGAAAGCUGGACCUGGCGCGUCAGCCGAAGACGAGAAGGCCGCUGAAGCUACGCUAGCAGAUACGAUACCUAUACAUGCGGAUAUGGUCAUGGCGGCAGGUAUUAUUGGCGUUGAUAAGCGGUUUAAGUGGACUGUUGGUGCGGAUGCGGUCAGGAAGACGCAGAACAGGAAUGUUUAUGUUCAUCUGCCUAUGACGAAAAACGGGAGCUCGAAGAUUAGAUUGGAUGGAAGGGAAGACGCGGUGCUGAGCGAGGGUGAUGGGGCUUUUGUUUCGGGUGUUAAUGCAGGAGAUGUGUUGAGCAUUGAGAGUAUCGGCGAAGCUGAGGCCGAGGUGGUGGUUUUAGAUAGUGAUUAG
This is a messenger RNA of Lachnellula hyalina, 1056 nucleotides long. RefSeq names its product Quercetin 2,3-dioxygenase (gene yhhW). The transcript has 2 exons. The record is from RefSeq and is a predicted model, not a curated record. NCBI's taxonomy places the organism in Eukaryota, Fungi, Ascomycota, Leotiomycetes, Helotiales, Lachnaceae. The coding region runs from base 1 to 1056 and encodes 351 amino acids.